UUCAUUUAUUGCUUGUUUUUUCUUGGAAUAGAAGGAGAAAGGAAGGGACAGGAAAGCGGAGGAUGUCUCGUCAGGCGUCAAGGAUCGUCCGAACCCUCGCCUCCAAAUUAUAUUCACAGUCCAAUCGCUCCGGCGCCGCCUCCUCCGCCGCUCUCUGUUCGUCCCCUCGCCAUUUCUCUGCUACCCCGCCUCCUCCUGCCGUCUUCGUCGACAAGAACACCCGCGUCAUAUGCCAAGGGAUCACCGGCAAAAAUGGCACCUUCCACACCGAGCAGGCCAUCGAGUAUGGAACCAAGAUGGUUGGCGGGGUAACACCCAAGAAAGGAGGAACAGAACACUUGGGCCUUCCUGUUUUCAACACAGUAGCGGAAGCCAAGGCUGAGACUAAAGCUAAUGCAUCAGCUAUCUAUGUUCCCCCACCUUUUGCUGCUGCUGCAAUUUUAGAGGCACUGGAGGCCGAAUUGGAUCUUGUUGUCUGCAUUACCGAAGGAAUCCCUCAGCAUGACAUGGUACGAGUCAAAAGUGCAUUAAACAAGCAAUCAAAAACUCGGUUGAUUGGACCAAAUUGUCCUGGCAUUAUCAAACCUGGAGAAUGUAAAAUUGGAAUAAUGCCUGGAUAUAUUCACAAGCCAGGGAGAAUAGGGAUUGUAUCUCGAUCUGGUACCUUGACCUAUGAAGCGGUCUUCCAAACUACCGCUGUUGGUCUUGGACAGUCCACAUGUGUAGGUAUUGGCGGUGACCCCUUCAACGGGACAAACUUUGUUGAUUGCAUCACAAAAUUCCUGGAAGACCCUCAGACUGAAGGUAUUAUUCUGAUAGGAGAGAUUGGAGGAACUGCAGAGGAGGAUGCUGCUGCUUUGAUUCGUGAAAGUGGAACUGAGAAGCCAAUUGUUGCUUUCAUAGCUGGACUUACUGCACCACCAGGUCGUCGAAUGGGUCAUGCUGGAGCAAUUGUGUCAGGUGGGAAGGGAACGGCACAGGAUAAAAUCAAAACGCUUAGAGAAGCUGGUGUAACAGUGGUGGAGUCCCCAGCCAAGAUUGGUGUAGCUAUGCUCGAGGUUUUCAAGCAGCGUGGGCUCGUCAAAUAAAAUGUGAAUCGAUCAUUCUGCUGACUAUACAUGGGCAGUUGAAGCGGAACUUGCUCUUUAAGAGUUUUGGAAACUGAGGAUUUUUACUUGCGCGUCUAUACUUUAGCUUUCCAUAGAGCUUUUUAAUAAAGAAAAGAGAACACUUGAACUAGGUUGCACCCUAACGCAAUAUCUUCCUUUCAGGUAGUGCUUUGGUCUAGUGGGGAUCAAGGAUGACAAAUUAUUUUAUGAAUUGCUUCAAAUCAAAAUUGAAGUUUUGUUGCAUCCGCAUUCACUGACUUGUAUAAAUCCUGUUACAUCAUAAACAGGGCAUGUCACUUUGCUAAUUUAAUUUUAGCAUGGUUUGUAAAAAUUAUCAUUUUAUCUUUA
Molecule: messenger RNA, 1457 nt
Organism: Zingiber officinale
Lineage: Eukaryota; Viridiplantae; Streptophyta; Magnoliopsida; Zingiberales; Zingiberaceae
Product: succinate--CoA ligase [ADP-forming] subunit alpha-1, mitochondrial
Exons: 7
Coding region: 63-1088 (341 amino acids)
Biological process (GO): tricarboxylic acid cycle
Cellular component (GO): succinate-CoA ligase complex (ADP-forming); mitochondrion
Molecular function (GO): succinate-CoA ligase (GDP-forming) activity; succinate-CoA ligase (ADP-forming) activity
Source: RefSeq, a predicted model, not a curated record